GUAUCUCUAUUGCUUGAGUUCCCGUGUGACGCUGACGAAGUUGACGGUGAACUUGGACGGACUGAAAAUUCCGCUAGACGGCUUUCAGUGGGUCUUUCAGAGCCUAAUGCCGCGCUAUGUGUGGAUGGAGGGCAAGUUGUCUCUCUUGAUCGUCGAGUACGACGCUUUCGAGGAGGACGCCGACUACAGUGACGAAGACGCUGACAGCUUCUUUCUACAGCGCCACAAUGUGGAUAACGAAUGGGCGGAAUCUGAGUCAGAUGCUGAACUUCAGCACCAGGAGGACCUGCUGGCCGAGCUCUUCCCAGAUGGGGGUAACUCCGAGGGUGCCGAGGCUGCCGCUGUCAUUGCCCGAACACGGAAAGAACUCCGGACACAGGCAGCGAGCCGUGGGCUGGGAAAUGGCGUGGGAGACGGAAAUCAUGAGAAUGAGAACGACGGUGAAGGAGGAGAAAAAAACGGAAGCGAUUUAAGUGGAUCAACCAAUGACGCCCAAGAACGAUCUCACAAUCAUGGAAAUCAUCAUCAUGCAGGUGCGGCCUCUGCAGGGUCGAGCGCUGCAAGUUCGGGUCGCAAGCUCGAAGGUCAAGGUUACGCAACCGGUGUGCCGGCAGCCCGUCAGAACAACAAGAACAAAGACCGACGAAUCCUCUCGAUUAUCGUGUGCCCGGGUGGCGGAUCGAUUUACGCUAAGAUCUUCGGUUCCCUGUGGCCGACGCACGCAUGCAACUACCCCAACGAAAACACCGGACCUGGCUUCAAACUAGGAGGCAACAACUUCGUCACGUUUGUGAGCUCACUAAUUCUGGCCACAGAUUUGGUCAACUCCAUGGUGAACCGCUCCAUUACUUUGCCCCAGCAGCGCUUUAUCCGCGAGUGGUUGUCGAAGGUUCGAAUUCUGUACUCGCGGCGGCGCAAAGCCACCGUUGUCUCCAUGCGAAUUGACGCGCGCGUGCACGAACGCGAAAACGUCGAUAUCGACUACUACACGGGCGAGAUUGUCGAC
Amoebophrya sp. A25 is the source of this 1006-nucleotide messenger RNA. The record is from the annotation of a GenBank genome assembly. NCBI's taxonomy places the organism in Eukaryota, Dinophyceae, Syndiniales, Amoebophryaceae.